AUGUUGGCCGAGGCGGCUGGCGUCGUCCUGGAGCUCUCCAGGCGCGCCGCUGAGGAAACCGAGCCUGGAGAGGACUCGUCUAAGAAAGAAAUACACUCUUCAUGGGCCCUCUUCAUCCUCAUCGCCCUCCUGAUCGCCGCCUUCUUCGCGAGCUACUUUCUUCAGCAGAGGAAAAUCACGGCCAUCCAUGAGACCGUCGUUUCCAUUUUUGCUGGCAUGGUCGUUGGCCUGUUUCUCCGUGUGCUCGCCGGCGACAGUAUCCAGGAGCUCGUUAGCUUCGACUACCAAAUAUUCUUCAACCUGCUUCUUCCGCCAAUCAUUCUCUCAUCUGGCUACGAGCUUCACCAGGCCAACUUCUUCCGCAACAUCGGCACUAUCCUUACAUUUGCCUUUGCCGGAACCUUUCUGUCCGCCCUGGUUAUUGGGGUGAUCUUGUGGCUGUACACGCGUGUCCCCCUGGAGGGCCUGACAAUGAACUGGAUUGAUGCCAUUUCCGUCGGCGCCACCCUGUCCGCCACAGAUCCCGUCACCAUCCUGGCCAUCUUCAACUCUUACAAGGUGGACCCCAAACUCUACACAAUCAUCUUUGGCGAGUCGAUUCUAAACGAUGCCAUCGCCAUCGUCAUCUUCGAGUCCGCCCAGAAGUCGCGCAAGGGCUCUGGCAGCGCCCCUGGCGUUUCCACGCUCUUUUGGGGUCUCUGGAUAUUCUUGCGCGACUUCUUUGGUAGCCUGAUGAUCGGCGCUCUCGUUGGCAUCCUGACCGCGCUCGGGCUCAAAUACACCUAUGUCCGCCGGUAUCCCAAGAUCGAAAGCUGCCUCAUCGUCCUCAUCGCAUAUGCGACCUAUUAUUUCUCCCAGGCCAUCCACAUGUCGGGCAUCGUCUCGCUCCUCUUCUGUGGCAUAACUCUCAAGCAUUAUGCCUACUUCAACAUGUCGAGGCGGACGCAGCUCACGACAAAGUACCUCUUCCAGGUCACUGCCCAGCUCUCGGAGAACUUCAUCUUUAUAUACCUCGGCCUCUCACUUUUCACCGACAAGAGUCAUCAGUUCCAGCCACUGUUGAUUAUCGUCACCGUCAUGGCCGUGUGCGCAGCCCGCUGGGUCGCCGUAUUCCCACUGUCAUGGGCUAUCAACUGGUUCAUCCGUUACCGCGCCCGCCGUCGCGGUAUUCAAAACGCAGCCGAUGAGCUCCCCUACAGUUACCAGGCUAUGCUCUUCUGGGCUGGCCUGCGCGGCGCUGUCGGUGUGGCCCUGGCAGCCCUGUUGACCGCCAAGGACCACCGCGCGUUCAAGGCCACCGUUCUAGUGGUCGUGGUUCUCACUGUAAUCAUCUUUGGCGGCACCACAGCUCGCAUGCUCGAGAUUCUGGGAAUUCGCACGGGGGUUGUAGAGGAGAUCGAUUCAGACGACGAGUUCGACAUCGAGGCCGUUCAUAACAGCGGUGGCGGCCUGUACAAACGCUCCGACAACGCCAUCGGUUUCAAUCCACGUAACCGCUCGAGCGGGGUUCCUUUGGACCGUGUCGAUCCACGCCAGAAUGGAAAGCGAGGCGACGACGGCGGCGGCGGCGGCGGCGGCGGGCGGGAUGAUAACCAAGGUGGCUGGGCUUCAGGCCACCGCUCGCCCCUCACCAUGACACGACCAACGAGCCUUAGUCGCACAGGGUCUGGACGCGAAGACAAUGAAAGGGCAGACCUCCUCGGGGCUGGGAGCGGGGCGACAGACUCUGAUGUUGGGAGUGACAUUGAUACAUCAGACCUUCCGCCCCCGGCGCCGAGACGGAGAUCCAGCCCUAUGCCUAGCGCGGGGGAGGCCAGUAGCUCAGCCGAGGGUAGCCGGAGUCGGGCAAACACCGAGACCGGCGGCCAUCUAUCGGCCACCGCAGCUAUCCGCCAGCUUUUCAGCACUGAAGAUCCAUCAGCGCUGUUUAGGCAGCUUGAUGAAGACUACAUCAAACCGAAACUACUGCUUGACGGGGGCCCGGGCCGAACAAAUGGACCUGGUGGGCCAAGCUAA
Messenger RNA from Gaeumannomyces tritici R3-111a-1, 2016 nucleotides. Its product is annotated as sodium/hydrogen exchanger 3. The coding region runs from base 1 to 2016 and encodes 671 amino acids. Gene Ontology annotation, biological process: proton transmembrane transport; vacuolar acidification; sodium ion transport. Lineage: Eukaryota; Fungi; Ascomycota; Sordariomycetes; Magnaporthales; Magnaporthaceae. Gene Ontology annotation, cellular component: late endosome; early endosome; fungal-type vacuole membrane. The record is from RefSeq and is a predicted model, not a curated record. Gene Ontology annotation, molecular function: sodium:proton antiporter activity. The transcript is spliced from 4 exons.